AUGGCCGACACGGAUCAGAUCUCGCCCACGAGCGCGGGUCCCAGUCUCGCUCCGUUCGAGACUUUACAGCAGCAAACCUCGCACCAUCGAAGGGCCAGACCUCCUGCUCUUCAACUCGUCGCCAGCGAUGAGAAACGCAUUCCACUGCGCGCAGACAGGACGGCAGACAGGCCCAUCACUGACAAGAUGCAGAGGCGCGAGUCGAGGCUCAAUCUGAGGAACAUCUUUGGCAGGUCAAAAACGCCCAAGGACGUGGACGAGGCACCACUUCAGAGGGAGCUGAACCGCUCUGGCGGUAUCCGCAACUCGUUGGCGGAUUUCGGCAACUGGCCUUCUUAUAAGCAAUCGCCGCGAUCCGAGAUCACGCCCAUCCUCGAGUCACACCCCAUCUCCCCCUUGGUUGCCACUCACCCGCCAGUCAACCACGACAUUGCGAAUAAGCAGAGGGCGCCGGCAUCGGCCUCCAAGCCAAAGACGCAACCAGCGCCCUAUAAAUCGCCUCGAGGCCAUCUUGCGACUUGGGACCCUCCACCUCUCUUCCAGGCGUACCCGCAGGCGAUCAAAUAUGCUCAUCUGCCCGCCCCUAUCCUUUCGGCAGACACCAUUCUCCGACACAAUGAACGGAAAGGCAGCCUCACUAUUCGUGAAGAUCUAACGCAGUUGUCCCCCGAUGACGACCCAACCGGUGAGAAGGCAAAGAAGCACCGACGAGAACCCUCUGGAUCUGCGAGCAAGCAGGAAUGGACCACCAAAAUUUACGUCUUGUGCACUUCGGGUUAUCUUCUUCAGUACUCCGGAGAAGGCCACUUCGAUCGCCUGCCAGAAAAGAUGCUUCAACUCAGCAAAGACUCGGCGGCUUUUGUCAGUGACGCCCUGCCCGGCCGCCACUGGGUGCUUCAGGUGUCCUCUGCCAUGGAUGCUGAUGGCAUGACAUCGACUGAUUCUCGGUCUCUCUUUUCAAGGCUGCCUUUCCGGGUGACGGAGAAGCGUAGCGCAUCCAAUUACCUCAUGGUUUUUGAGGGUGCCGAAGACAUGGAGUCCUGGAUCGCAAUUCUGCGGAGGGAAAUUGAGGCCCUCGGCGGAAAGAAAAAUACGACAGAGACGGGCCGUCCGAGGAUGGACGGGAGCUUUGUACAGCUCAAAUCGCAGUCAAGCCAACGGACGCUCGUCGUCAGAGACCCAUCACGCUUCUCGCGCGUUGUGCCACCAGAAUUCUCGUGGCAUGCGAACAAGAGUCGCAGUGACGUGGACAGCUCCACGGUUAUCGCAGAGUCCGACGCCAUUAUGGAUCCCUCGAUCGACGACGUAUCGACAACCAACAGCGUGACGUCCAAUGAAGGGCGUCAACUCGAUAGUCUGCGAGACAGCGCCAACCGCCUAUCGUACAUCUCCUCCGGCCAACGAACUAUCGUCACGUCUUCCAAUUCUUCGCCAGCUUGCUCUCCGACACGGGACGCCUUCAACCCACCGGAAGAGCUAUCCUGGCAGGAUAUGCCUCUGCAGUUGAGACCCCGGCCGAAUGCCGCAGCGAUCAUGGAUCGGAGGCAGUCGAUGCAGACUAUGAACUUUGGCAUUGUCCAUCCAAGUGGUGAUGCACAAUACUCAGGGGUAGCUCCCGAAGCGCCUAAGCCAGCACCUACUCCGAACUUCAGUGUCCCAAUCUGUAAACGCUACUCGCUCGUCAAGUCGGCUUCAGUCGACUCGAUUGCGCAUGCUGGCGAGACAACAAGACCUCGCGAGACUUUUAUGCGGCCACAACGAAGAGCUCCACCGACGGCACUGUCCAUGGCAAGGCCGCUGUCGAUAGUCACUGAUCACCCAUCACCAGUGCAGGACGACGUCGAGGCGACUGGUGUUUUUGGUGGGAGAAGCGCCAAGGAAGGCCCUCAGUCUCCAAGUUACGCGUCAAUCAGGUCGACUGGCUCAAGCAAUGGACGGUUGAGAUCGCCGACGUUCCAAACCCGCAGAGCCAGCUUUAAUUCGGAAAACACAGAAACGACAGCACCUGCUCGUGUCAGCCCCAGAAAAUAUGCGAGCAUGCACUCGCUCCGCAGCUCCGGGGACUCAGCAGCCUCGAGCGUUGCACACAUGACCAAGUCAUCGCCGCCACCUCCAGUCCCGCGGAUCUCCGAGGUUGCUAAAUCUUUGGAGGCGUUGUCUGAAGUGUCGGGGAAGCAUCAUGCUCAUGUACUGUCCACCCCCCAGCAGCGGAGCAGGAGAACGGCAAGCGUUUACCUGGAGGCCCCAGAUCGAUCCUCCUACGAACGCCCAGCACGCUACUCCAUCGGCCACAUGUCGGACCUGAAAAUCAAGGUUGAUUCGUUUGCCCCCGGUGCAUCAUCGCGUGUCGCACUUUGGUCCUCCCGACCGAUGCCGACGCAGCCUGCCCCAGUCCCUGGCAGGAGGCGCGCGGGAUCCGACACUGGAGGCUAUUCGAAAGCUCUGCCAGGCCGAAGAAGCCUGCCGCAGCUUGCUGAAGGCCCUCCGCCUGCGCCUCCCCCAACGCGGGCUCUGCCUCCGAUUCCAGCGCCGCCGCCGACCUGUGCGCUGCCACCUAUCCCUCAGAAGGUGCGUGUUGCUUCAUGA
Messenger RNA from Verticillium alfalfae VaMs.102, 2586 nucleotides. RefSeq names its product peptidase family M20/M25/M40 protein. The transcript has a single exon. The coding region runs from base 1 to 2586 and encodes 861 amino acids. The record is from RefSeq and is a predicted model, not a curated record. Lineage: Eukaryota; Fungi; Ascomycota; Sordariomycetes; Glomerellales; Plectosphaerellaceae.